AGCCCAACAUUUUUUGUUUUGAGGAUUCAAAAGAAAAGCGGCGCUUAUCAAAUGCAUAGUGAGCGUAUUUGGCUAAACCAACAAUCAAUGUGAACUGUACUCUCUCCUCUCUCUCGCACUCAUUCCGAUUCUCUACUUUGAUGGAAGUUCUCCAAAUCCAGUGGCAACCACUAGCUUCAGAAUCGAAUUUGAUGAUUCCGAUUUGUGCUAAAUUACGAGCAACACUUUGCUCAAGUUUUGGUAUAUUUAGAAGGAGUUUUUGCGUGUCGUCGUCGGCGUCGUCUUUAUGCCCAAAUUUAACAAGCAGUACUAGUGAAGAGCUAAUUGGCGUCCCAAGUUGCAGCAGAAAGAGUGUGUUGAGGAGUGACAGUGGAAGAGUACCAGUGAAGGCUAAUGGUCGUAAUAAGGUCUCUGAUGCUCUGCUGAAAGAAAACUGGUUGGAUUCUCUCACCUGCCCCUUCCCCGACCCUCAGGAGAAUAUUUCACUUUCCACUGACAAAACCCACCUUCGACCCACUAAUGAAUGGGUAAUUGGCAUCGACCCAGAUCUUUCUGGAGCCUUGGCGCUCUUGAAAUCCGAUGAUUCGGGCUAUAAUGUUCAGGUAUUUGAUUCUCCUCACUUGAAAGUAUUAGUUGGCAAAAGUAUCAAACGACGUUUAGAUGUGAAGUCUAUUGUUCAGUUGCUCCGGAGUUUUGAUGCUCCAAUUGGAACUACUGCAUAUAUAGAGCAGUCACUCCCAUUUCCACAGGAUGGUAAACAGGGAUGGUGGAGUGGAGGAUUUGGGUAUGGGCUAUGGAUUGGAAGCUUAGUUGCUUCAGGAUUUUCUGUUGUUCCCGUCCCAUCUUUUGUUUGGAAGAACAGUUUUAAACUCUCCGGAAAUGGCUCAAGUAAGGACGAUAGCAGGGAGAUGGCAGCAACUUUGUUUCCGUCUAUGAGUUCCUUACUGAGAAGGAAGAAAGAUCAUGGCCGAGCUGAGGCUUUACUAAUUGCUGCUUAUGGCAAAGGCCUGAAGCUUAGCUCUGAUUCGUCGUGCACAUCAGAAGAAAUUGAAGAAUCGAUACCUUAAAAUUGUGAAAUUGCAUGGAACUCAGAUAUUCAUCAUGCGCUUCACAAUAUACAUCCUGUAAUUUCACUUGUCAUUGGAAGUUGGUCUAUCUUAUGCAAAAAAGAAAAGGUGCGAAUGGGAUGACAAGAGGAAUCAAUGUUGAUGCAGUAAUUCAGAUUCAUGGAGAUUGGUGGUGUCAUUGAAUUGAAUCAUUCUUUGUGGGAUUUAGUUCCUACUAAGUACCUUAAAUGUAAUCUAGUCUCUAUGAUUUUUGCAAGAACAUGAUUUGUCUUAGUAAGUUGAUUUUCUUUUGAGGGAAGAAAAAAUAUAUUGCUCCCUUGACAGUUGACCUAUUUGUAUGUUUAAUUAGUUUAAUAGUAAUGAUAUUAAGAGACUA
This is a messenger RNA of Cornus florida, 1443 nucleotides long. Its product is annotated as Holliday junction resolvase MOC1, chloroplastic-like. The coding region runs from base 141 to 1067 and encodes 308 amino acids. Gene Ontology annotation, molecular function: crossover junction DNA endonuclease activity. NCBI's taxonomy places the organism in Eukaryota, Viridiplantae, Streptophyta, Magnoliopsida, Cornales, Cornaceae. The transcript is spliced from 6 exons. The record is from RefSeq and is a predicted model, not a curated record.